GCCACGGUCGUUUGACUCAGUCGUCAGUCGCCCUCCAGAAACAAUUAACUGCAAACCGCGAGAAGGUUUUCUCUUUCAGUGUUAAGCAAAGUCAAAGACGCCAAGUACGACAAUCAAACACUCAUUAUUUCAUCUAAUUAACUUUUAAUUUAAACUAAUCAAACCCCACUGAAAGCUUCCAUCUUUCUCUCUGUUCAUCCAACUCCUGUACAACUCCGAUCCGUAACCAAAAACCCAGUGCCUAAAAGGUUUCUGCGACUUGUUUUUUUCGAUUUCGGAUCGACCCAGAUGGGAUUUCGAAUCGGGUUAGGGUUCCUGGUGCUGGUUUCCCUCUGUUGCACGGUGAAACCCCAGUGCAGCAAGAGCUGCGAUGCUCUAGCUUCUUACUACGUAUGGCAGGGCACUAAUCUCAGUUUCAUUGGCGAUAUCAUGAAUACGACCGACGCCACCAUCGUCACCUACAACAAGGACUCGGUUCCCAACAUAUACAGCGUCCGGUUCGGCAUCAGGGUCAAUGUUCCAUUCACCUGUGGUUGCAUCAAUAGCGACUUCCACGGCCAAAUGUUCGAGUGGGAUGUCCGUACCGGCGACACGUACGACCAGAUUGCGAAGAUUUUCUAUUCGAAUUUGACGACGGUGGAGGACUUGGAGUGGUUCAACAGCUAUGAUCCUAAUAAUAUACUCAAUAAUACUAAAGUGAAUGUGACUGUGAAUUGUACGUGUGGGAAUAGCACGGUUUCGGAGGAUUAUGGGCUGUUUAUUACUUAUCCUCUGCGGCCGGAGGACAGUUUGGAUUCUAUUGCGGAGACGGAGCAGUUGGAUCAGGCUUUGCUGCAGAGAUAUAAUCCUGGUGUGGUGUGAAUUUUAGUCAAGGGAGCGGUUUCGUGUAUAUUCCGGGCAAAGGUUUGAGCUUUUGUUGUUGAUGGGAUAGUUUUAGCGUGUGCUAUCCAUAUACCCUAUUUUACUUCUUACACAUUCAUAGUUAAUUUCAUUAGUUGAUUUUCUUCAAUUCAUCUGAUUCAAAAGCUGAAAAUUAAAAGGGUGUGUGAAGAUCACACCCUGAUAGUUUUUUGUGCUUUGAAGU
Malus domestica (apple) is the source of this 1084-nucleotide messenger RNA. NCBI's taxonomy places the organism in Eukaryota, Viridiplantae, Streptophyta, Magnoliopsida, Rosales, Rosaceae. The record is from RefSeq and is a predicted model, not a curated record.